UGUGUUUUGAUUGGGUUAUAAUGAAGACGGUUACAAUUUAAGAAGAUGUGAUUGACCUACAGAACUGGCAGGUUGUAGAUUUUGUUGCUUUAGGAAAAGAAGAUGGAUUUUACUACACUACAGGCCCUGCUAAUCUGGGAAAGAUGCUUUGUCCCUAUAUAACAAGGUAAAUAUUGUUGAAAGAGCUUAUGGACAGCAUUCCUAUAGGAAUAAAGAGCAGGAGAACCUCAGCAGGAAAACUUUAUUGCUACAAUGGCCGAAAUGACCGCUUUUCCUCCGGUGGAGGCAAAUAUCCCUCGGCUGGAGAUGCCCAGCAGCACGCGCCCGGAGCCUGGGAGCAGCGAGGCCUUUCCUGGCCAUCACCCUGCGUAUGAAGGUGCAGAAGCAACGAACCCCCGAGGUAAAGCGCUGCGCGAAGUUCCCGCAGCUGGGAGCGCCCGGGCCGCUGCAGCUCGCCUUGCUGCACGCACGAACUUCUCCUCGUGCCCGGGGUCGGCACGGCCACGGCCUGAGGGCACGCGCAACCCCGCAGAGCUCCUUCCCAGUCUCGCAGUGAAGGCUGGCGGCGGGACGUGGCACCUCGGGGCCGUGUUUACCACAGAGCCGCCUGUGUGGGGGUCCGCCACCGGGGCCUCAUUCCCACCCCCGCCGCCGCCCCGCUCCCUCUGUUUCCCUUUCCCGGCCCUUGUGUCGUGUCUUCCCGAGGCUCGGUGCCUCUCGGCCCCACUCACGCUGUUCCUGAGGCGGAGGCGGGCCGGGCGCCGUGAAACUCGGAGCCGGAUCCCGUCACGCGGCCCCGACCAGCGGCAGGGGGAGCGGCCUGUGUGGGAGGCGGUCUGCGGCUGUCCGCGGGAACUUGCGGCUCUUCGUGGAAGAAGUCCGUCGGACCGUCGGAGGAACUCUGGGCUGUUUCGAAACACUUCGAGCGGCUGCGGGGCGAAGUCCGCCUCCCGCGCCCUCACAGGUUGUAGUGACACGGGUAGGAGCGAGGCGUACGGCGGGCGUUUGGAGGGCAGCGGAAUCGCGCUUCAAAGUGUCACCGAGCCGCCUGUGGCCGCACAGCCAGCAGAAUCGCCACUUAUCAGCCUUUCCCUAUGUUCCGUGGCCUUAAGGUGGGAAUCCUGCAGUCAUCUUUUAAUCCAUGAAUUUGUGUUGUUGAAGUUUCCUCGGUUUCUGAGAAGUAGUGAAUUUAGUUUAGCUACUGGCAAAAAGUACUUUUAAUAGACUAAAUCCUCAUACGUUUGGGCACGCAGAUGUGCCAUUAAGUACUACUGUUUCUAAACCUAUUGGAACUUUCUGGUAUUUUUGUCCCCUAACUUUCCAGGCAUCAGUACCUGACCUCAUACAACACCAGUGUCUCUUUCUAACCAAUGCUUCUGACUUGCUCCCUUAGGAAGCACAAACACUGCUAGGUCAUAAGCUGCCAUCUGCAGGGUGUACAGUGCCUGCCACAGCCAGACCAGAAAUACAUUUAAUCAGUUAGUUAUUAAACACAUUAAGGCACCGCUCGGGAAGUUUGUGGAAUCCAAAUGUAACUGUCUAUAAAAAAAGAGACAGAAGUGAAUUCUACAAUAAUUACUCUUGGGCUUGAAUAUUUAAUGCUGCUUUAUGAGUGUCAAAUGUAUGAGGUACUUGAAAAAAACAUGGAAACAAUACUGAUAUAAAAUCAACAGAGAUGACCAGCAAACUCUGGAGACAGUGUAAGAACUCUGGUUGUUCUCAGCAGUGCUGUACUCCACUGUUAUUUCACUUGUAUAGAUGAUAUUCUUUGAUUUUGGUGUAGUUUUUAAACAAAAUUUAUUUACUCAGGCAUGAGAUUAAUCAGCGAUUAUUAAUUCUUUUGCAUUACCUUUUAGAGAAAUUUCUCUUCCGGAUGCAGACAUAUAGAAACGCUCUCUUCUUAAUUAACUGGAGACAGCUUUUUCAACCAAGCAAGACUUGGUUCAAAGCGAUUGUUGUUGUUUUUUCUUUUUCCCCAGAAAUCCUCAGUCAAUUCAGUUGGAAUAUUUUUGUUUUCUCCUUUCUGCUCUACUUGUGGUUGUAUGCAUUAUUACUGUGGUUGCUGACAUUGUUACAGAGGGAAGAAUUCUCACUUAUUUUGAACUUCAGUAUUCCUGUAACUACUAUAUUAAUUGAUGUUUUAUGUUAUAUUAAGCGUUGUAAUAGUAUUAAUAUACUUUAUAGCUGCAAAUACGUAUUUGAAGCUUGGUUUGAGGGUGAUGGGAGCCUUUGUUACAGAAGAUAAAACAAGAAAUAGAACUUCUGUAACGAAGGAUUACUUACAAGGAGAAAAAGCCUCUAUGGCUGUUGGUGCUAUGUAGAAGAAAUCUAGUUCUAGGUUGUCGUGGGUGGAACAAAAACAAUAUACUGCCCUCAUAAAAAAGAAGCUAGAAUAUAUUUAUUGAUGUGGUAUAACGUAAUAUAAUGUAGUGCUUUAACAGUGACUUAAGAUUCAAAGUGGCUGGAUACACUCCAUUAUUUACUAUGCAGAUGGUAGAGGUAAACAUACAGGAGGCCUUCCUAUUGAGCCAUGAGGUUGAGUGGACCCUUGCUUUCUAAUCUCCUUGAACCAUGGAGGUAAGGAGCCUAGAUGUGGCACUCCUAGUCCCAGGUUUUGUCAGUGGUUUAUACCUAAGGGAUUACAUGCACAGUCAAUUUAAGAUUGAAUCUUAGUGAAGCUAACAAAACCUAAAACAAUUAGUCACUUACUGAGGAUCUGUAUUGGCAAGGGAGCUUGACAUCAGAGUGUAAGGGACAUAUCUCUGUGCAGCUGUAACCUCAAGAGGUGCCCCUGCUCAAGGGAGAGAUCCUGUCAUGCAGCCAGCUGCUGUGCAGGAGAGCUCAAAGGGGCUCUUGGGCUGCUCACCAUUUACGGAGUAAGAUUGACUCAUAGUCAUAAAUUGCUUUUUAGGUGCAUGCUCAAUUGUUUUUCAGCUGCUGAACCAGCCGUCUGCUAUUGGGCUUAUUUGUCCUUCUGUGCAAGGGCAGGUUGAAGAUGGGGCUGAGUGAAGGAAGGUGAGGGGGCGGAAUUGGGGACACAUUUUAUAUUAUUACUUUUGAAUAGGGACAAGGUAAAUACCAAGGAUAAUGAAAAGCUAAUAAUUUUUUAAUGAUAAGAACAAGCAAGGAAAAAAAUACUUAAGUUGAAAAUGAUGUUUUUCCACUGAAUAAUACAAUUUACUAUAGCAACAACAACAGCAACUGAAGUUUAGGUUCUCCCUCCUGUGGUUUCCACAAUAAUGGCUUGUACAACAAUUCCAUCUUCUGGUAACAGUAGCACAGGAAUUGUAAUAAGACAUUAAUCCCACAGGCUGCAGUCUUCCCAGUCUUGGCUUAAUAUCUACCAUUUCAGCAUUUGGUACCUCAUAUUCCCACACUGUGUAACUUUAAUGUGGGUAUAUACAUACGUAUCUCCUAUGUGAUAUAGAGAAUCUGGAGAUGGAGGUACACAAUUCAAUGCAUACAACUCAAAAUAAAAUCGAGUAUAGCAAUACUGAAGUAAUAUGGACUCUGUAAGAUUUUUGCACUGCUACUGGAAAAAUCUCAGUUCAAUUUAAUUUUAUUAAAUUGAAUAUCAGCAGAAGAUCAGUAGAUUUUUUUUCCAGUGCCUUGGAAAAACAAGCCAAAAAAAAACCAAACACAAACAGUGGCAUUUGAGGGAACUGAAUUUUUAAUUAACUGCAUAAACACAUCAUUUACCACACAAAUGCAGCUCGCUCUCGUAACAUUCUGACACCAAAAC
This is a messenger RNA of Tympanuchus pallidicinctus (lesser prairie-chicken), 3742 nucleotides long. RefSeq lists its product as uncharacterized. NCBI's taxonomy places the organism in Eukaryota, Metazoa, Chordata, Aves, Galliformes, Phasianidae. The transcript is spliced from 3 exons. The record is from RefSeq and is a predicted model, not a curated record. Bases 253 to 1221 code for a protein of 322 amino acids.